Messenger RNA from Didymodactylos carnosus, 816 nucleotides. The record is from the annotation of a GenBank genome assembly. Lineage: Eukaryota; Metazoa; Rotifera; Eurotatoria; Philodinida; Philodinidae.
AUGGAACUUUGUGAAGAAAAUAAUUGUAUUUUGUGUCAAGUUGCUAUUUGCCUUCACUGUAAAAAGUCUCUUUGUAUUGCCCAUUUAUUAAAACAUAAUGAUGAAUUAAUUAUAAAGGCGAACAUGUAUUGCGAUGAUUUAAAUUGUUUAUCUGAACAAUUAGAUCGAUUAAAUUUCGAUGAUACAUUUAAAUCAUGUGAAGAUCAUUUAAAUAUGUGGCUAUGUGCUAAAAUAAAAGAAGUUGAAUUAAUUUAUAAUGAAAAAAUGGAUAAAAUUCGUCUGUAUCGUCAACAAUCAAAGGAACGUUUAGAAAAUUUUAAAUUAAAGCAAAAAACAAAAAUUGACAGUUUACAACAUACUCUAUUCAAUGUUCAAACGCACAAACAAACAAAUUCAAUUCAAAUUGAUGCCGUUAAAAUAGCAGUCGAUAAAUUACACGCAGAAGUAGAAAAUUUUCAGGAUUCAAUUACUUUGACUAAUAAAAAUGAUUAUAUUCCCGCAAUUGAAAUAGAAAAAAGUUGGAAUGAUAAUGAUAGUGGUGGUGGUGAUGAACAGAUAGAAAAACUAGAUAAAAUGACAAUUAUAACAGAUGAUGAUUUAUUGGCGACAUCGAAUAAUAAAGUAGUAAAUGACCACGAGCAGAAUGAACAUUUUCAAUCAAAAUUGUCAGCUAACGCACCUCCAUUUCAAGCCAAAUCUAUUUUUGCACUUCCAACAUCUCCAACUAAUUCUCAUCAUUCAAUGACAACAGGAGAACCAAAUUAUCAGCGAAUUAAUAAUUUUUCUGGUCGAAAUAUCAGCGAUGCAUUUAUAUAA